This is a messenger RNA of Leptosia nina, 1113 nucleotides long. NCBI's taxonomy places the organism in Eukaryota, Metazoa, Arthropoda, Insecta, Lepidoptera, Pieridae. The record is from the annotation of a GenBank genome assembly.
AUGCGGGCAAUGACUAUACAAGCCAAAGUUGCAGGGAACGGAUAUGAGGAAGUGCAAUAUUUUCCGCAAAAUAGUGAGUUAAUCAACAGUGCUGUGGCUAAAACUCCUCGACCAGGGACAUCCUUUCAGAGGCCUAUAACGGCUCAAAAUGAAGCCGUAUCUGCGACAACGCGGCCCAAAACCAACAGUGCCGUCGUACAAGUACGAACGGCUCAGUCAGCUUUGUUGACGGCGUCUCGCCUGUCCAGGGCAGCUACUGCAGCGGCAGCCGGUUCCUCAUAUGCAGAAGCUCCAGUUAUCCUCCGUUUUAUUUCGGAGGAUAAUAAAGAUUUCUUACCAGUAGCGAAAACCUUAUUCGAAUACGUAUACUACUGUGAAAGUAAUGUGCGAAAGGCAAUGGAAAUAAUUUUUCAAGUAAAAAAAAUGGAUGAAAAGCACGACUGGUGGUGGAACUACUGUUUAGCCCGUUGUUACUAUACUUUAGGAAUGCAUAGGAAUAGUGAGGAAAGUUUGAAACAGUCGUUGAAACAACACAAGCACGUUGCUAUUUAUUUGCGUUUAGUAGCCCUUUAUGUUAGUAUUAAUCAACCGCUAACCGCAUUGGAUGCAUGUAAACAAGGAUUAUCAGCGUUUCACGAAAGCACUCCGCUGUUGUUGGAACAAGCCAGAAUUCAUGACAUGAUGGGCAACCAGGCUGUCGCUGUGAAGUACUAUAGAAUGGUAGCCAUUCAAAAUCCAUCUAACAUGGAGGCAAUAGCCAACAUAGCAAUGUUUAAUUUUUACAAUGACCAACCGGAAAUCGCGCUACGAUACUAUAGACGCAUUUUAGCUAUGAUCACGCCGGGACCAGAAAUCUAUAACAAUUUGGGAUUAUGUUGUCUAUACUGUAGCCAGUGGGAUCUUAUUUUGCCUUGCUUUAGACAAGCACUUUAUUAUUCAACAAAUUUUGAGUCUCGAUCUAUCAUUUGGUUCAACCUUGCACAUACAGCUCUUUCGGCGGGCGAUUUAAUUUUGACUCGACGGUGCUUACAAAAUAGUUUGGCGAUCUCUGAACACGCUCCAGCACGCCGUGCUCUCUUGGCAAUAGAAAUGCGUUUAAAAGCAAAAACAUAA